AUGUCAGAAAUAGCCAAAGCAGUAUCUUCACGGUCAUGUUAUUUAAGAGCCUUCUUAUGUCUGAUCGUUGUUAUCUGCUUGAUUAUGCUCACGGUUCCCUUAGCGCCAUGGAAGUACACUGCCUAUCUGCCAUCUCAGUUGACUGUUUUUGAAUCAUUUUUCGUACGAAAUUCAAAAAAUGCAACGGUCAAAGAACUUUUGCAAGAUAUCUCAAGACGAGUCAAAGUUCCCGUGUUAGAUUGUGCAGCAAUAUUUAAAGGCUCUAUUAACGCAACUGUUGCUGCCAAACAUGUUUUAAGCAAUAUCAGCGUUCCGCUUUCGGAUUCAUUUUACUUAAAUCUAACAGAAGACUGUGAUGUCUUCCAAAAACAACGUGGGUAUAUAAUGUCGUCAUUGACGGACGAGGAAGAGCAGUUUCCCAUAGCUUAUUCAUUAAUGGUUUAUAAAGAUACUGAGAUGGUAGAGCGACUUUUACGUGCCAUCUACCGACCACAGAAUCUUUACUGCAUCCACGUAGACCUUAAAGCUUCGAACACCACUUUCGAGGCAAUUUCUGCAAUAGCAAAUUGUUUUAACAACGUAUUCCUCUCAAGUAGACGAUGCGAUGUAAUCUGGGGCGGAUACACAGUACUUGAACCAGAGCUUAACUGUAUGGAAGAUUUGUGGAAGUACUCAAAAUGGAAGUAUUUCAUCAACUUGACUGGACAAGAGUUUCCCUUGAGAACAAAUCACGAGCUUGUGAAAAUUUUAACUCUAUAUCGAGGAGCAGUCGACGUCAUGUCAUCAGUCAAGAGGGUGAGUUUCAGGAGAUUUCCCCGUCGGAAAGGUCCACCUUACAGAUUGCGAAUUGUCAAGGGACAGGUUCAUAUUGUGGUCAACAGGGAAUAUGUCGAUUUCCUUCUCCACAAUCAAAUAGCAAAACAUCUUUUGGGCUGGUCAAGGAUUACACAAUUUCCAGAUGAAACUGUCUUUGCCAUACUCAAUUCAAAUCCACAACUGGGCAUUAAGGGAACCUAUACAAAAUGGCCUGAAGAGUCAGCUUCUAGAGGAUCAUUUGCAAGGUUUAAGAACUGGGAUAAGAGCGGAAUCCCAUGCGCUGGACGUCGGGUCAGGAAAAUAUGUAUUCUUACAACAGGAGACUUGCCGCUUCUAGGGCAAUCCCUGAUGAUGUUUGCCAACAAAUUCUUUCUUGAAGAAGACAGAGUUGUCAUCGGCUGUCUGGAAGAGAAAAUCUUCAACGAUACAAGGGAUGAAUAUAUGGGCACUAAAGUUUUCAAUACCACACCUUAUCUUAAUGCAGAUUUUAUUACAAAUAAAGUGGAAUAG
Messenger RNA from Candidula unifasciata, 1326 nucleotides. The record is from the annotation of a GenBank genome assembly. NCBI's taxonomy places the organism in Eukaryota, Metazoa, Mollusca, Gastropoda, Stylommatophora, Geomitridae.